GUUUGACCGCAAGUCUUCUCACACCUUCCUGGACCAUGCCAUCCCUUCUCUCUUUUGUCCUCGCAUGGACUAUCUUCUCGCUCGCGGUAUCCGCGUCCUGUCUCAAUAGUGCCCAGCAUGGAAAGAUUGGCUUCUUUAGCAAAGCCCCCCUGGCCUUCGGAUACACCCAUCCGUCACCCUCGGAAUGUGCCAUCGAGUGCGAGAGCCUGAGCACUUGCCAGGCAUGGCUCUUCACUGUCAACGGCAAGGAAUGCCAAUUGUACGGCUCGGACCCGGUCGCGCAGGCGGAGAAUGCGGGCUUCAUCUUGGGACUGUGUGGCGAGGAGCAUGUUAAUACGCCAACUAUUUCGCCUUCGUCCAGGCUGGUACCUGGGCCGUCGGCCUCUCGUGGAAUUGUUUCUGCCUCUCAUUCUUCUGUCCCCGCGUCAAAUCCAAACAAAGAUUCCGCAGACCAUCUCAAGCGGCAUCAACACGGGCACGUUGGCCACCACCACAACCACCAUUAGAACAUUCUAGAGGAUUCCGGUACUUUGAUAUUGGGCUGUUGACAGAACGAAGUUCAGCAGCGAGGCUUGAUGGGUCUGAUAAACUACCGCAGAUCAUGUUGACAAUGGAGGGCAUGGAUAUUCAGGCGGGCAACGGAUGAUGCACUGUAGUCAGCAUAGAAGCGCCAGCAUAUCAACCAUGUACAAAUACACACCUC
Molecule: messenger RNA, 703 nt
Organism: Aspergillus aculeatinus CBS 121060
Lineage: Eukaryota; Fungi; Ascomycota; Eurotiomycetes; Eurotiales; Aspergillaceae
Exons: 2
Coding region: 36-506 (156 amino acids)
Source: RefSeq, a predicted model, not a curated record